AUGCCACUAGUGAAAAGAAACAUUGACCCUCGGCACUUGUGCCAUACAGCGCUGCCCAGGGGCAUUAAGAACGAGCUGGAAUGUGUAACCAACAUCUCCCUGGCAAAUAUAAUUAGACAACUGAGUAGCCUAAGUAAGUAUGCGGAAGACAUAUUUGGAGAAUUGUUCAAUGAAGCACAUAGUUUUUCCUUCAGAGUUAACUCACUGCAAGAGCGCGUGGACCGCCUGUCUGUCAGUGUCACACAGCUGGACCCUAAAGAAGAAGAAUUAUCUUUGCAAGAUAUCACGAUGAGAAAAGCUUUCCGAAGUUCUACAAUUCAAGAUCAGCAGCUUUUCGACCGCAAGACUUUGCCCAUCCCACUGCAGGAGACGUACGAUGUCUGUGAGCAGCCUCCACCGCUCAACAUCCUCACUCCUUACAGGGACGAUGGGAAGGAAGGGCUGAAGUUUUAUACCAAUCCUUCGUAUUUCUUUGAUCUGUGGAAAGAAAAGAUGUUGCAAGAUACAGAGGAUAAGAGGAAGGAAAAGAGAAAACAGAAGCAGAAAAAUCUAGAUCGUCCUCAUGAACCUGAAAAAGUGCCAAGAGCUCCUCAUGACAGGCGGAGAGAAUGGCAGAAGCUGGCCCAGGGUCCAGAGCUGGCUGAAGAUGAUGCUGAUCUCUUACACAAGCAUAUUGAGGUUGCGAAUGGCCCAGCCUCUCAUUUUGAAACAAGGCCACAGACAUACGUGGAUCAUAUGGACGGAUCUUACUCACUUUCUGCCUUGCCGUUCAGCCAGAUGAGUGAACUUCUGACCAGAGCAGAGGAAAGGGUCUUAGUCAGACCCCAUGAGCCACCUCCGCCUCCACCAAUGCAUGGGGCAGGAGAUGCAAAGCCCAUACCCACCUGUAUCAGCUCGGCCACAGGUUUGAUAGAGAAUCGCCCCCAGUCACCAGCUGCAGGCAGAACACCCGUGUUUGUGAGCCCCACUCCCCCACCUCCUCCACCACCUCUUCCAUCCGCCUUGUCAACUUCUUCCUUGAGAGCUUCGAUGACUUCAACUCCUCCCCCACCAGUCCCUCCCCCACCUCCACCUCCAGCCACCGCUCUGCCAGCCCCAGCAGUGCCCCCACCGCCAGCUCCUCUGCAGAUCGCCCCUGGCGUUCUUCACCCAGCUCCUCCUCCCAUUGCUCCUCCUCUAGUCCAGCCUUCUCCACCAGUAGCUAGAGCUGCCCCAGUAUGUGAGACUGUACCGGUUCAUCCACUCCCACAAGGCGAAGGGCAGGGGCUGCCUCCACCCCCACCACCGCCUCCUCUGCCACCACCUGGCAUUCGGCCUUCAUCACCCGUCACCGUUGCAGCUCUUGCUCAUCCUCCCUCUGGGCUACAUCCAACUCCAUCGACUGCCCCAGGUCCCCAUGUUCCAUUAAUGCCCCCGUCUCCUCCAUCACAAGUUAUACCUGCUUCUGAGCCAAAGCGCCAUCCAUCCACCCUGCCUGUGAUCAGUGACGCGAGGAGCGUGCUGCUGGAAGCAAUACGGAAAGGUAUUCAGCUACGAAAAGUCGAAGAGCAGCGUGAGCAGGAAGCUAAGCAUGAGCGAAUUGAAAAUGACGUGGCCACCAUCCUGUCUCGCCGUAUCGCUGUGGAGUACAGCGACUCGGAAGACGACUCGGAGUUCGACGAAGUAGACUGGCUGGAGUAAGAAGGUCGCCUUGCUGCGAUUGCGGGACUGAAUGCACAUGUCCUUUGUGGCGCUUGUUCUUUGAAAAUGUUUGGUCAUCCUAGUGUUUUGCUUCCUCUUCCUCACAAUGAAUAACCCUCUUCCUCCAUAACUUUUGAUUUCUAUGAAAAGUAUUAGCAUAUAUUUCAAACUAAAUAUUUUACAGUGGCUUAUCUUCUUUCCCGCCCCCCCCCCUGGAAAAAUAUAAUUUGGUUCAAUAAACCACUAAGUAUUAAGCAUGGGCAGCCGUUGUUAGAGUAGCAGAUUCAGUUUUUGAUAUACCUUAAUUGUGCACUUUGUGAUUUGUUUUUUAAAUUUAAAGAAAGCACCUGAGGAGGGAACCUCGAGGGCAGCUGUGUCUGUUAA
Arvicola amphibius (Eurasian water vole) is the source of this 2064-nucleotide messenger RNA. It is a transcript of the gene Wasf1, whose product is annotated as WASP family member 1. Gene Ontology annotation, biological process: positive regulation of Arp2/3 complex-mediated actin nucleation; actin cytoskeleton organization. Bases 1 to 1680 code for a protein of 559 amino acids. Gene Ontology annotation, molecular function: protein kinase A regulatory subunit binding; Arp2/3 complex binding; actin binding. The transcript has 8 exons. The record is from RefSeq and is a predicted model, not a curated record. Lineage: Eukaryota; Metazoa; Chordata; Mammalia; Rodentia; Cricetidae. Gene Ontology annotation, cellular component: cytoskeleton.